This is a messenger RNA of Sciurus carolinensis (gray squirrel), 1620 nucleotides long. Its product is annotated as keratin, type II cytoskeletal 73. Gene Ontology annotation, biological process: intermediate filament organization; keratinization. NCBI's taxonomy places the organism in Eukaryota, Metazoa, Chordata, Mammalia, Rodentia, Sciuridae. Gene Ontology annotation, molecular function: structural constituent of skin epidermis. The transcript is spliced from 9 exons. The coding region runs from base 1 to 1620 and encodes 539 amino acids. Gene Ontology annotation, cellular component: keratin filament. The record is from RefSeq and is a predicted model, not a curated record.
AUGAGCCGCCAGUUCACCUGCAAGUCGGGAGCUGCCUCCAAGGGGGGCUUCAGUGGCUGCUCGGCAGUGCUUUCUGGGAGCAGCUCAUCCUCCUACAGGGCAGGGGGCAAAGGGCUUGGUGGGGGCUUCAGCAGUCGAAGCCUUUACAGCCUGGGUGGCCGGAGCAUGUCCUUCAAUGUGUCCAGUGGCAGUGGACGGGCAGGAGGCUAUGGGUUUUGUCGGGGCAGAGCCACAGGCUUUGCUGGUAGCAUGUUUGGCAGUGUGGCCCUGGGGGCCUCGUAUCCAUCCACAUACCUGCCUGGGGGCAUCCACCAGGUCACUGUCAACAAGAACCUCCUGGCCCCCCUCAAUGUGGAAGUGGAUCCCGAGAUCCAGAAAGUGCGCGCCCAGGAGAGGGAGCAGAUCAAGGCGCUGAACAACAAGUUUGCCUCCUUCAUUGACAAGGUGCGGUUCUUGGAGCAGCAGAACCAGGUGCUGGAGACCAAGUGGGAGCUGCUGCAGCAGCUGGACCUGAACAACUGUAAGAGGAACCUGGAGCCCAUUUAUGAGGGCCACAUCAGCAGCUUGCGGAAGCAGCUGGAGACACUGUCCGGGGACAGGGUGAGGUUGGACUCGGAGCUGCGGAACAUGCGGGACGUGGUGGAGGACUACAAGAAGAGGUACGAAGAGGAAAUAAACAAGCGAACAACAGCUGAGAAUGAAUUUGUGGUACUUAAGAAGGAUGUGGAUGCAGCUUACAUGAGCAAGGUGGAGCUUCAGGCCAAGGUGGAUGCCCUGGAUGGAGAAAUCAAGUUCUUCAAGUGCCUUUAUGAAGGCGAGAUUGCUCAGAUGCAGUCCCAUAUCAGUGACACAUCUGUCAUCCUGUCCAUGGACAACAACCGGAACCUGGACCUGGACAGCAUCAUCACAGAGGUCCGUGCCCAGUAUGAGGACAUCGCUCUGAAGAGCAAGGCUGAGGCUGAGGCCCUGUACCAGACCAAGUUCCAGGAGCUGCAGCUGGCGGCUGGCCGGCAUGGGGAUGACCUCAAACACACCAGAAAUGAGAUCUCAGAACUGACCCGCGUCACCCAAAGACUGCGCUCAGAGAUUGAAAGUGUGAAGAAGCAGUGCUCCAACUUGGAGACGGCCAUUGCUGACGCCGAGCAGAGGGGUGACUGUGCCCUGAAGGACGCCCGGGCCAAGCUGGAUGAGCUGGAGGGUGCCCUGCAGCAGGCCAAGGAGGAGCUGGCCCGGAUGAUGCGGGAGUACCAGGAGCUCCUGAGUGUGAAGCUGGCCCUGGACAUUGAGAUCGCCACCUACCGCAAGCUGCUGGAGGGCGAGGAGAGCAGGAUGUCUGGAGAAUACACCAAUUCUGUGAGCAUUUCGGUCAUCAGCAGCUCCACUUCUGGGACAGCGGGCGCAGGAGCUGGCUUUGGGCUCAGUGGUACCAGCACCUACGGCUACCGUACCAGCUCUGUUGGCGGGGGCUAUAGUGUGCUGCCUGGGGGCUGUGUCACUGGCAGUGGGAAUUGCAGCCCCCGCGGGGAGGUCAAGGCCAAGCUGGGCAGUGCAAAUGACUUCAAGGAUGCCCCAGGGAAGACUUCAGUUCUGAGCUCACCCACCAAGAAAACCACCAGAUAA